This is a messenger RNA of Dioscorea cayenensis subsp. rotundata (Guinea yam), 705 nucleotides long. RefSeq names its product heavy metal-associated isoprenylated plant protein 47-like. Gene Ontology annotation, molecular function: metal ion binding. The transcript is spliced from 3 exons. The record is from RefSeq and is a predicted model, not a curated record. Bases 63 to 473 code for a protein of 136 amino acids. Lineage: Eukaryota; Viridiplantae; Streptophyta; Magnoliopsida; Dioscoreales; Dioscoreaceae.
CAUAUAUAAACAACCUUUCUUCACAACUUUAUUCCUACUUUCCUCGGUCUCAAGCAUCAAACAUGAAGCAAAAGAUAGUGAUCAAGGUGCAAAUGAAUUGUGAGAAAUGCAAAAUCAAAGCAAUGAAAAUAGUUGCAGCCACUGAAGGUGUCGAGUCUGUUAGUGUGGAAGGGAAGGACAAUGAUCAAUUGGUGGUGAUUGGAGAUCGUGUUGAUUCGACAACAUUGACGAGCAAAUUAAGGAAAAAAGUCGGACAUGCAGAGUUAGUCAGUGUCAAUGAAGUGAAGAAGCCCGCGGAGAAGCCGGUAGAGAAGGCAAAGCCUGAAAAAGUGGAAGUAGUACCUGAGAAGAAACCGAAGGUUGACAAUUCGGAGAAGUUUUACACUGGUUGCCCGCCUGCACAGGUCUUCGUCUAUGAAAGAGUCCACCACUGUGAAUGUGAAUCGAAUGCCGAUCCUUGCUCAAUCCUGUAAUGCAGUAAUUCAAGAAUUUCAAUUGUUAAACAAGUAUCACUUAAUGUAAUGCAGUGUUCCUGAACUAGAGUUAUGUGUAAAAAACUACAAAUAAAUUGAAGGAGAUGAAGUAGUUGUCGAGGACAGCUGCCACUCUUCUUCGCAUUGAUCAUAAGAUGAUUUGUACAAUGUGAACAAAUUAUCAUAAGAUAAAUGAUAUAUUUAUGGAUUAUGGUUGCCUCUUUAAGAUUCA